Molecule: messenger RNA, 1096 nt
Organism: Cloeon dipterum
Lineage: Eukaryota; Metazoa; Arthropoda; Insecta; Ephemeroptera; Baetidae
Product: trafficking protein particle complex subunit 2-like protein
Exons: 5
Coding region: 128-547 (139 amino acids)
Biological process (GO): endoplasmic reticulum to Golgi vesicle-mediated transport
Cellular component (GO): TRAPP complex; cytoplasm; nucleus
Source: RefSeq, a predicted model, not a curated record
GCCGCCAAAAGUAGCCUACCGGCGAUACAUUGAACUACAAAAAUGGGCGUGUCCCCAUCAACACCAGCACAGCAAAAACAAUAACAUUGAGUUCUCAUCCACAUCGUCAUCUGCUAAAAAUUAGACCAUGGCUGUUUGUGUUGCUGUCAUCGGCAAAGACAAUGCUCCAAAGUAUGUUUCCUGCCUCAACCCAAACAUGGAAUUGGAUUUUCACUACAAAGUUCACAAUGCAUUGGAUGUAGUAGAGGAGAAAAUGUCUGCAAACGGCAAGGCGAGUGGUGACAUCAGGGAGCUGUACCUAGGCCUGCUAAACUCAACAGAUGAUCAUAAAAUAUUUGGAUACGUUACCAACACAAAAAUAAAAUUUGUUAUUGUCACCGAGUCUGCCAACACAUCACUCAGGGACAAUGAAGUGCGAAUGAUGUUCAGAAGACUGCAUAGUGUCUAUGCAGAUGUUGUGUGUAACCCGUUCUACAAUCCAAGUGAACCAAUUUCUUCUAAGGCCUUCAACGAGACUGUGAGAAAUAUGAUGGCUGGAAAUCUCUAAAAUUAUGCCAUUCAGUGGCACCCUCUGUUGAUGGAACUGUUGGCAAAAUAAUUUUCGCGUAGACAUUAAAAUAUUAAUUUGUAUUUAUGGUAACUAAAGCAUCUAUAAGCAUUAUAAUUCCUACAAUUAUGUUAGUAAAUACAAUUUGUUAUAAGAUUAUUUAAAUUUUUGUUUCUAUCCAUUCCUGAAAAUAAAUUUUUAUUUGUAGAUGAAAAAUACUCUUUCAAUGAAGUCACGAGUCAGAAAGCAAAUAAUAAUAUUGCAGAAUUUUAACUUAUCUUAAAUGGAAGUAACGUUAAGCUCCACGCGUGGAUGGAAACAGAAAUUUAGGGAGUAGAUUGAGUCAACGAGAGUCAAGCUCAUUUUGUCGGCAAUUUGAUGAUCUCAGAAAACGUAGUGCAUCAAGAAAUUAUUAAAAUAUUUGCUUUCGGAAUUAAAGUUUCACCUCUUUGUAAGCCGUCAGCUAAUUGUAAGUGUUGGUUGUGUGUGAAAUUUCGGAAAUCUGCAAUAGGCUUGAGAUUAAUAAAUGCUCUGUUUGUUUUAAAUCUA